Molecule: messenger RNA, 1408 nt
Organism: Dimorphilus gyrociliatus
Lineage: Eukaryota; Metazoa; Annelida; Polychaeta; Dinophilidae
Source: the annotation of a GenBank genome assembly
GUAUUGCCGUCAGAUGGCGUUGACAGAAGAAAUAAUUAAUAUUUUGACUACAUCUUUAGGAUAAAAUUAGCUGUAUUUAAGAAAUUUAUCCGUAAUUUUUAAGAUGUCUUUCAAUAACUAGUUAUUUUCUGAUUUGAUUCUUCAACGGUUAGAUUUUAAAUAGUUUCUACUUAUAAAGAAAGAGAACUUGAGGCUUCAUUUCGUUUGGAUCUUUUCUUUCACAAUGAAUUCAAAGAGUGUUCGAUAUAAACAAAUUCCUUUGGCGGAUGAAGACGAAAGUGCAAUACAAUUUCACUCAUCAUUCUCGUAUGCUUCUAUCAUGGAUUACUCUUCGGCAUUCAAAUACUCGUCACAGAACACGCCCGUAGCAGAUGACGAAGAACCGUCCAAGAGUUAUGGAAUGAUUUUAUAUAUAUGCAGUAAAAUAAUAUUAGUGUUCUCAAUUGCAAUAAUCAUCGUGACAAUGCCUAUUUCUCUCUUAUUCACUCUGAGGACAGUUCGAGAAAAUGAAAAUUUAGUAGUUUUCCGGCUUGGACGUUAUUAUAAAACUUAUAAGCCUGGUAUCAGAUUUCGUAUCCCAUGGCUAGAUAAAUGUACAAGAGUUCAAAUGCAGCAAAAAGCAUUUAGUAUUCCACCCCAGAAACUUCUUACUCAAGAUGGAGCAGCUCUACAAGUGGGAGCUGAUGUAUUUUACAGGAUAUCCCAACCAGUUCAAUAUAUUUCAUCCGUGAAAGACUUGAAUCAUUCCCUUCGAGAACUAUCACAUUCUAUUCUUUGCUCUGAACUCUCCCAACGUUACCUAUCGGACAUAGAAUCAAACAAGAAUGAGGUUGUUAACGCCACACGAAAUUCUAUUAUGAAAUUUUCACAAGAUUGGGGGGUAACCGUCGAACGCGUUGAAUUGGGUGAUAUACUAGUUGUAGAGGGAUCAAAAAAUCCUCUAUCUCAAAUUUCUCCGUCCCUUCAAGCAAUCGGAUCAAUCUUGCUGCCCCCGGGUGCAACAAGACCGACUCAGGUUCUUGGAUCCAGUAAACCGGCGGAAAAAGUCGAACAAGAAGAAAAUAUCGAUAGCCUUAUUGGAAAAAUUAGAAAUAUUUUAGAUAAGGAGCUUGUGAGAGAAAUAUCUGCAAUAUAUUCUUUCUCGAUUGCACAAGAAGAUACGAAUACGACGUUAAAUUAUUUUCUCGAUUUGAAAAACGGUACAGGUUCAAUAGGAGAAGGAUCGAUUAAAUCACCAGAUGUUACUUUUACACUAACAUCAAAUACGCUAAAAAAGUUGCUAGACGGUGAAGGAUCAGCUUUCGACGCCUAUAUGAAUGGAGAGUUAGGAGUAGAAGGAAGCUUACUGCAGGCAAGAAAACUGGAUACUUUGGUUGAUCGUUACAAAAACAAAGUGUGUAUUGCAUAA